Molecule: messenger RNA, 1039 nt
Organism: Podospora pseudocomata
Lineage: Eukaryota; Fungi; Ascomycota; Sordariomycetes; Sordariales; Podosporaceae
Exons: 2
Coding region: 1-663 (220 amino acids)
Source: RefSeq, a predicted model, not a curated record
AUGUACGGUACGCCGCGUACGUCUUGGGUCAUGCGAGAGACACAUAUAAGUAGGUCCUCUGAGCAUCUGACCUCACUAGGACUUUCCAUCCCACAAUUCACCCGUCUGCCUCACCCUGCUAUCCAUCGUUCUGUCGAGUUGCUGUCUUUUGUCGCUUUACCUCGCAAAAAGCCUAACCAACACUUUGAUCACCAACCCUUCACAACCGUCAACAUGCGUUUCGCUCCUAUCCUCGCCGGCUUUGCUGCCCUUGUUGUUGCCCAAGACACCACCACCGUUGUCGACACCACCAGCAUCGACCCCACAGACACCGCCGCUAUCUCGUCCAUUGCUUCCAGCGCGGCCUCUGUCUCCUCCGUCGUCAGCUCUGCCCUUGAGUCGGUGAGCACCUCUGCCGAGUCAGAGCUCAACUCCAUCAGCACCAGCGCCGACUCUGUGCUCUCCAGCUUCAGCUCUGCCAUCGCCACUGCCACCGGCGCCGACAGAGAUUCCCUCACCUCGGAGCUGGCCGGCUACACCUCCACCGUCGCUUCCCGUGUCAGCUCCGCCACCGAGGCUGCCGGGUCUGCCUCCAGCUCUGCCACCAACGCCGGCCCUCAACAGACGGCCGCCGUCGCCAUGGGUGCCCUCUUUGGUGGUGCCGCCCUCUUGGCCAACUUUUAAAUCAGUCAAAGCGAUUUACGGUGUACAUGGAUGGAGCCUUCUGUAACAACAUUAAUGCUUUUGGGGUUUGGGCGGUGGGGAGGGGAGGGGGGUUCAAUGCUGGCAGGUUUUCAAUAAUGGACAGGUGCUGGACAGAACACAGCAACAAGAUCGCUUUGGAAAUUUGGAGGGAUCUGGGAAUGAGGGGUUUGCUAGCAUGAGCAAUUAAUCGACGGGUAUUUUUUUUUGUGUUCAGUGAUAUCUGGUUUACUUGGUUUAAGGUUCUUUGUAUGAAUCUGGAUCCUGUAUCAGGGUUACUUUUUUUGUUGUUUUUUUGUUACAACUGUGCCAUGAUUCUUAGUCUUUUAUACCAAAUACAGAUUUCACUUGAAUCACA